AGAGAGCUGUUGUCACGACAUUGUUUGAAAGGAAGUAUUAUUAUAUUAUGGUAAGCAAGUGGCCGGAAAGAUCAACAUUUUUGUCAGAAUUGCGAAUAUUGUCGGUACAAUCGUUUAAAAACAACAACUAGGACGACAGAAGUGGCUGGUUCUAUCACCAUUGUUUUAGCCUGUUUUGUCGAAUCUAAGCCGUUGUUAAUAUUCAAAAAUGCGAUAAAUCGAAUAGAAAAAAAUCAAAAAACGCUUUACCGAUAUUCAGCACUUGUGUGUGGGCUUGAUUAUUAAGCUUUCUAAAUCAUUUUCGAAGUUAUUUGGUUAUCAUGACAGACUUUUUAUGUAUUAAUUACAUUUUUAAGUAUAGAAUUAUAUUUUGUUAUAAAACUAAAUGUUACGGUAUAUUUCAAGUUGGGUUCGUAGAUCAAUAUAUAUAAUAUAGUCAUGGCUUCUGGUGGAAAUAGCACAACAGUUAUCAGUAUCACCAACGACAACGUCGAACAGGAAAAAUACACUGGUCGGAAAUUAGCAAGUUCGUUGGAUCUCUUGGCUAAAAUAAAUGACGAGUUUCUUACUUGUCAGAUAUGUUUCGAAACUUAUACAUCCCCAAAGAGCCUCAGCUGUCAACAUACUUUCUGCAAGAAGUGUCUUCAAGACUAUCUUACCCCGAAUGCAUCUGCUCUGCUAUGUCCCACUUGUCGAUGUUCCCAGACACUGACAAGCGAUGGAAUACAAGGACUAAAAGACAAUUUUUUCAUCUCCAGUAUGGCUGACAUGUUGAAGACUGUUAAAGAGAUUCGAAACGAUGACAAGCAAGGCACAUCUUUGCUGUGUGAUACUUGUGACGAUGACUGUCGCAAGUCAGCAAUAUCACGAUGUCUGGAUUGCACAGAUUUUUUAUGCACCGAUUGUUCCAUUUGGCAUAGACGGACAAAACUUACUCGGCGUCAUAAAAUUGUAUCACUAUCUGAACUAGAAUCCGGAAUACAUAACGAAGAACUAAAAAGCAGAGCCAAAAUAUACUGUACGAUUCACGAGGGAGAAGCUGCAAAAAUAUACUGCCAAACUUGCAAAUGCGCAAUAUGUCACGAUUGUGUGGAUUCAGACCAUGCAGGACAUGACAGGUGCAUGCUGAAAGACGAAGUUCAUAAUCAAAGCGGACAAAUCGAAAAACUUUUGACUUCUGGCAAAAGCAAAACAGAAGUGCUUCAAGAUAUGCAAAAGAGUAUUCAAGAAAUUGCAGAAAUGAAACAGCGAUCUUUAGAAAAGGCCGAAUGGAAGAUAAUAAAAACCUGUGGCACCCUUGUGGCAGAAAUUGAACGGCAAAAAGAUGACCUCAUCAAGAAAAUACGUGCCAUGCAUGAUCUCGAUGUUAAAAAACUCCAAGCUGAUACAGAGUCUGUCGAUUUACAAAUGAACUCAUUGUCAUCAUGCGCCGAGUUUUCUAGGAAGGUUUUAGAAUAUGGAACACCAAAGGAAGUACUUGGAUUAAACAAUCAAAUGACGCAAAUUUUGCAACAAUUACUGGAAACUCAUCCUGCAAUAAAAUAUCAUAAAGAGCAAGAUACCAUGGCACUUGAUUAUAAAUUCAACAUAGAAAAUUUAAAAUUAUUGGACAACAUCUUUGGAAAAAUUGAGUUUGUGCCAAAACCAUUCACUGGUCCAGUAAUCAAGGUACUUCGAGCGGUAGAUGCAUUUUGUGUUGGAGAACAAGUCGUUGCUUCUCCUGUUGGUGAACAAUUUAUGCGAAUGGAUUCUGUUGAAACAACAAAACUACUAAAACAGAUAGGAAAGCAGGGCGAAGAAGAUGGCGAAUUUGAAUCCACGCCAAACAUUGCAGUAAACUCAGUUGGGGAAGUAAUGACAUCUGACACGGACAGCUGCAAGAUUCAAAUUUUUGAUCCUCAUGGCGAUUUUAAGGAUUCUUUUAAAACUAAGAUCAACGGUAAAAUACUUCGUCCAUCCGGUAUUGCAGUUUUGCGAAACGACGAUAUUGCAGUUUGCUGCGAGGAUCAAGUCUACAUAUGGACGCAUGAAGGGAAGCCUGUACUUGGAUUUGGGAAAGGAAUUUUUGUGAAUUGUAAUAGCAUUGCUACCGAUGACAAGAAUAGAAUUAUUGUUUCGGAUAUAUCUCAGAGAAUGAUAACAAUAUUCAGAUCUGAUGGUACACUCAUCGGCAAGUUUGGUGCAGGAGCUGGAGUGAACGACAAAAAAUUUGUCGAGCCGCGGUACGUUGCAUGCGAUUCGCAAAACAACAUAAUCAUUUCGGACAGCGGAGAUUGCACAAUAAAGAAAUUUACUCAUAAGGGAGAGUUGGUUUGUAUGUUUGGAGAAGAAGGAUCCGAGCCCGGACAACUUCAAGGACCUAGAGGAGUAUGCGUUGAUGAAAAUGAUAACAUUCUUGUAGCCGACUGUUGGAAUCACAGAGUUGAUUUAUUCACUCCUGAUGGAGUUUUCAAAAAACAUAUUGUAACAGAUGUUGACGGACUACACUUUCCAGAAGCAGUUGCCCUAACUGCAGUUGGUAAAUUGGUGCUUUCAGAAGAUUACAGUUGGUCAGUGAAAAUGUUUUCCCUCCCAGAAUACCAAGUAAGAUCCCCGUCGGUUUCAUCAGGGAAGAGCGUGACGUCGCCAACUGUGUUAAUAAAAGAUUUGGAGCAAUUGGCUGGAAAAUUUGACAUGACAAUAUUUUGAAUAGCAAAAUUACUCGAUGGCUCAACUCACCGUCCGCAAAUAGCAGUGAUUUAUCUCAGACAUUGAAAAUUACUAGCACGAGAGACUUUACUGCAAGAGAGAAGAUGGCUCGUAGGCCGGGCAGAAGCAAAUCCUUGACAAGUAAAGUUUCAUUACCCAACGACACAAAUACAUUCAACCGAGCUGUGCCGUUUGCAACUUCUGUCGAUCAAGGGACACCAGAUAGCGAGUCGGAUAAUUUACUUCAACAAGACAGGAAAAUGCAUGGCGCAAACGGCGAAUUAUGAAAUCAACGAAAUUUAUUAUUUACUCCUUAAUUCUUUUUGUUCCGUCAUCAUCGCCAUGUUAGAGAAUAGUUCAAUAUUUUGUUCACGUCAUGAAAAAACACACACAUUCUUUUUUGAUUAAAAUAUCAUUUGAGCCAGUAUUUGAGGAAUUUUAUCACAACAACAUAAAUCUAAUUUUAAUCAUCACUGAAUAGAAGUGCCUACUGCCUAUACAAAAGAAGUUUUGUACAAUUAGGUAAUCUCGCUGAAAUCGGUAUUAUUGAAAUGUGACACGACAAUUUUGUAAUAAUAUGAGCUAUUAUGGUGCACAAUUUAUUUUAUAUAAAUAUUUUAAUUAUGAGACUCAAAAUUAUAUUUUACUUAUAUUAUAGGAAAGGUAAUAAUAUUUUAGACAACGACCGCAAGGGAACAACGUAAAAAUUUAUAGUUAUACUAACAUUUUAUUAUUAUUAUGUUACAAUUGUUCUUACAAA
Molecule: messenger RNA, 3448 nt
Organism: Styela clava
Lineage: Eukaryota; Metazoa; Chordata; Ascidiacea; Stolidobranchia; Styelidae
Product: tripartite motif-containing protein 2-like
Biological process (GO): protein monoubiquitination
Molecular function (GO): ubiquitin protein ligase activity; protein binding; zinc ion binding
Source: RefSeq, a predicted model, not a curated record